CGAACUGUGGAAGAAUUUGCAAGAUUCUUUGCUUCGGCAUGGAACAACGGUCCCGCCAUUCAGCAGCCUCCGGGCUUACUUGACGAGUAUUACAGCAUCCUCGACCAAGUCCCCCAUGGCCUACCUGAACAGCUGCAAUCCAAGUUAGACGAGGUACGGAAGGGGCUUCCACUUAUCUUCCGGCCCGGCUAUCCUAUGGCUUUACAACACGAUGACCUCUUGGGGAAUAAUAUUUACGUGGAUGAGGCUAUAGGUCGCAUCACGGGUAUCGUCGAUUGGUCUGAUGGUAUAAUUGCCCCGUUUGGCGUUUCUCUUAGCAGCCUCGAGGCUAUACUUGGCGUUCAGACUCUGACCAGCUGGCACUUCCAUCCUAACCAUCUUAGCCUCCGGGAGCGUUUCUGGGAAACUUUCUACGGAGAGAUUGGGAAUAGCUCGGGAGAAGGUCGGCGCUCAAUUGAAAUCGCAAGGCUAUUUGGAUUGUUUCGGGCCCAUGGCUUUGAAGAAAAGGACAAGGCAAUUGUAUAUUUCGAGGCGUUAUGUUUACUUUAG
Molecule: messenger RNA, 549 nt
Organism: Clonostachys rhizophaga
Lineage: Eukaryota; Fungi; Ascomycota; Sordariomycetes; Hypocreales; Bionectriaceae
Source: the annotation of a GenBank genome assembly